CAGCAGUCUCCAUUUGUGACUCUCGCUAGCGGUUCUGGUUUUGCAGCGAACACAGGAGUUCAGACUCAGGCCAAGCUGCCGCUCAACGGCUUGUCGACGGCAGACUCAACCUCCAGACAGAGGAAACCAUGCAACUGCACCAAGUCACAGUGUCUCAAACUAUACUGCGACUGCUUUGCAAACGGAGAAUUCUGCAGUAACUGUAACUGCAACAACUGCUUCAAUAACCUGGAACAUGAAACGGAGCGUCUCAAAGCUAUAAAGACGUGUCUGGAUCGAAAUCCAGAGGCCUUCAAACCCAAAAUAGGUAAAGGUAAAGAGGGCGAGUCGGACCGCCGACACAGCAAAGGCUGCAACUGCAAACGGUCGGGCUGCCUGAAGAACUACUGCGAGUGCUACGAGGCGAAGAUCAUGUGCUCGUCGAUCUGCAAAUGCAUCGGCUGUAAAAACUUUGAGGAGAGCCCGGAGAGGAAGACUCUGAUGCACCUGGCUGACGCAGCAGAAGUGAGGGUGCAGCAGCAGACGGCGGCCAAGACCAAACUGUCGUCGCAGAUCUCAGACCUGCUCAUGAGGACCACACCGGUUAUUUCAAGUGGAAGCGGGAGGCUGCCGUACACGUUUGUAACAAAGGAGGUGCUCGAAGCGACGUGCGAGUGUCUCCUGGAGCAGGCCAAGAAGGCGGAACAGACUCAUCAGCAUCAGCAUCAGCAUCAGCAUCAGGCGGAGGCGGAGCGGAUGAUCCUGGAGGAGUUUGGACACUGCCUCAUGAGGAUCAUCAACUCGGCAGGAAAGCCAAAGCAGACUGUGCCUCCAUCAACUGUUAGGCAGCUCUCUGGCUCUCCCUCGCCCCUCGAACCUAACCCGCCUCAGCUGUUGGCGGGGGGGGGCCGGAGACGUGGAUUACUUUACAUCCUCUUGUCUCGGAUUCCCUCCCCCCUCCAUCCCAAGGUGUCUCUCCAGCAGGGGAACGGUUGUGUCCCUCGUCAAAAGGCAGAACAAUGGGUUAAAAGUAGAUUCAGCCGCCUUUGA
Molecule: messenger RNA, 1029 nt
Organism: Labrus bergylta (ballan wrasse)
Lineage: Eukaryota; Metazoa; Chordata; Actinopteri; Labriformes; Labridae
Source: RefSeq, a predicted model, not a curated record